CUCUCUCUCUUUCUCUCUCUCCUCUCUCUCUCUCUCUCUCUCUGAAGGGGAAUUUGUAAACCUAUCGGAUUGUUUCAUGCCUGCGCAGAGACGCUGCUGCUGCUGCUGAGAGGAGAUUUUUCCAGCCCAGCUCCGAGGCACAUAACGCGGGGAAUGCAGCGGUAACAUCCCGCAACUAUUUCUUCUUUUUGGAUCUCAGAGGCGUUUGAGAAAGUCAGAAAGCAAAGAAAGCAAAAAAAAGAUUUAGAUCUCUGUGGGCUACCUGCAUGACUGUUACCAUGACAGCAUCUGGAGCCCAGCUCCUCCUGUUGGCCCUGUGUGUUUACAGAGGCUGGGCCCUGCAGCAGUCUGCCCCGCGGAUUCGCCUCUCCUUCAAAGAGCUGAUGGACACGAGGGCAGCACGGCCCUUCAGUUUCUCCUUCAACACCAGCGACUACCGCAUCCUCCUGAUGGACCAGGAUCAGGGCCGGCUGUACCUGGGCAGCCGGGAGUACCUGGUGGCUCUGGACAUGCACAACGUCAACAAGGAGCCGCUCAUAAUCCACUGGCCGGCAUCUGCUAAGAGAAAGGGAGAAUGCCAGAUGACGGGAAAGGGAAGACAGGGCGAGUGUGCCAACUUUGUGCGUCUGAUCGAGCCGUGGAACCGCACCCACCUCUACACCUGUGGAACGGGGGCGUACCAGCCCAUCUGCACAUUCAUCAACAGAGGCUGGAGGGCAGAGGACUACCUGUUUAGGCUGGUCCCUGGGUAUGUGGAUUCAGGGAAGGGAAAGUGUUCCUAUGAUCCCAAACAGGAGAACAUUGCAGUUCUGAUCGAUGGUAACCUAUACGCAGGGGUCCAUAUUGACUUCAUGAGUACAGAUGCAGCUCUGUUUAGGACCAUGGGAGGGAGAACGGCAAUCAGGACGGAGCAGUACGACUCCAGGUGGCUCAACGAGCCCGUGUUUGUUCAGAUCCAGAAGAUCCCUGACAGCGCAGAAAGGAACGACGAUAAGCUUUACUUCUUCUUCCGCGAGAAGAGUCUAGACUCGAGCGGCGGGGCGAGCCCCAGCGUCUUAGCCCGGGUGGGAAGAGUGUGUCUGAAUGAUGAAGGAGGCCAGAAGUCCCUGGUGAACCGCUGGACGACGUUCCUGAAGGCUCGCCUUAUCUGUUCGGUGAUAGGAGAAGAUGGAGUGGAGACACGAUUUGAUGAACUACGGGACGUGUUUAUCCAGCCUACACAGGAUGAACGAAACCCCACGGUGUACGCUCUCUUCACUACAGCGGGCUCUGUGUUCAAGGGCUCAGCAGUCUGCGUGUACUCGAUGGCUGAUAUCCGCAAUGUCUUCAACGGACCGUUCGCCCACAAACAUGGCCACAACUACCAAUGGACAGAGUACACCGGCAAGAUUCCCUACCCACGGCCUGGAUCAUGUCCAGGAGGAACCUUCACUCCUGGUAUCCGCUCCUCCAAGAACUUCUCAGAUGAGACUGUGAAUUUCAUCCGAGCCCAUCCCCUCAUGAUCCACCCAGUUUAUCCAAUCCACCGCCGCCCCCUGGUGGUGAGGACUGGAGUGGACUACCGGUUCACUGCCCUGGUGGUGGAUCAGGUGGACGCUGUGGAUGCACGCUACGAGGUGCUCUUCCUGGGGACUGAUCGGGGCACUGUCCAAAAAGUUAUAGUUUUGCCAAAGGACCCAACCAGCAUGGAGGAACUGACGCUAGAGGAAGUGGAGGUGUUCCGGUCCAGAGCUCCAGUCAAAACAAUGAAGAUAUCCUCUAAAAGACAACAGCUGUACGUGUCAUCAGACGCGGGGCUGACCCAGGUGUCGCUGCACCGCUGCGGCGUGUACGGCAGGGCGUGCUCUGACUGUUGUCUGGCUCGAGACCCCUACUGUGCCUGGGAUGGAGAGAGCUGCUCUGCCUUCACCCCGUCCACCAAGAGGAGGAGCAGAAGACAGGAUGUUAAACAUGGUGACCCACUGAGGCAGUGCAGGGGCUUUAACGCCAAAGUGGAGAAACGUCUGAGGGAAACAGUGCAGUUCGGGGUGGAGGGCAGCAGCACCUUCUUGGAGUGUCAGCCUCGCUCUCCCCAGGCCUCCGUCAAGUGGCUCUUCCAGAGGGAAGGAAAGAGGAAAGUGACUCCUGCUGUUUCGUUCCCUUUUCUGCAGCUCAACCGUGUGGGAGGUAUCCUGAAGACAAACCACGGUAUCCUCCUGAAGUCUCUCAACCAAUCAGACGCGGGGCUCUACCACUGCCUCGCCACGGAGAACAACUUCAAACACACGGUGGCCCGCGUGGCGCUGCGCAUCCUGGACCGAGACAUCGUUUUAGCUCUCACCGCUCAAGAUGAGGACGAAGAGCCAAAAACUCGCCAAGCGGGACAUAACCCGCAGUCGUCCCUCGUCCCCACGCCCUUCCCGCCUGAGAUUAGACUGAUCAACCAGUACUGCCAGUCCUACUGGGAACAACUCAGUCCCAAACAGCAGCAGCAGCGCAAGCGCACCAGCCGCAGGCACACAGAGGGCCAGGACCAAGGCCUCGGCUAGAGGACGGGACGGACGCUGUCCAACACUGGCCUGUGUGGACUAUUAUGGUGGACUUUUAUGUUUGACAUGCAUGUUUGUGUGUCACCUCCAUUCGUUGGGCAGGUGACGCUGUCAUGCUGUCGUUAAAGUUCUAUAUUUGUGGUUUUGCAAGUGUCAGCCUAGAAAAUACAAAUUGUGUAUAUUUUACAUCACCUGUGACCACUUCCCAAAGAACACCGGACAUUUUUAGAUUUUACAUCUUUCAGGCCACAUUUAAAUCAACUUACAGACUUGAAACUUUUUGGUAUGGAAGAUCAUUGGUGCCAGGCGUAAGGAAAAAGUUGAGAAGAGGACAUUUUUUAUUUAUUUUGUAUUUCGGGAACUAAGUUAUUCAGCAUGAAAAAAAACAUAAAAAAUUGCUAAUCGACUAAAGAAAUCUUAGUCAACUGAAACCAAAACGACAGAUUAAUCGACUAAGAGGGGGCAGCCCUGGAUUUUGCAUUUUGAGAAUAAAGUCGAUAUGUUGAGAAUAAACGUCAAACUUUUGAGAAUAAAUCAAACUACAAGCAUGAGCACAUAUACUGAAAUUGUGACUUAAUUCUCGACAUUCUGAACUUCUCGAAAUGCUAGAUUAAAAAAAAUCUUCCUCCUCUCAUUUGUUCCCCUUAUGCCUGGCUCUAAUACUCUUCCGUAUUUCAAGAUUGAUCACCUAUCAAAGGGAUUUUAAAAAUGUUCUCGUUGGUAUGUUCAGGUGCUUGUGGGAAACCCCAGCAUCUGUGACUUGAGAGUCACUGUGGAAGAUCAACGUUUCGACAAUGUAGAGCAAAAAGACCCUGCACACUGUCCACAACAUAACUUGUGAGAGAUUUUCAGCACCUGAUUCUUAAAUUUUGGAUUGUCCUUGAAUGCACCAACAAAGAAGAGUUUUCUGCUUUUUCUGAUGGACCACAUAUUUCACACAAGUUUGUUGGUGUUUUGGAAACUGGUAGACUGUGAUGUAAAGUAUACGCAUCAUGUAGUUAAUAGGCUUCGACGUGCAGAACCACAGGUAUGGUCCUGUCAAGUAUCUUGAAACAGAAAUGUAAUAUAUUGAUUGUGAAUAUAAUAUAUAUGGUCGUUGGAUUACUCUUGUAUUGUAUGAAGAUAUUAUGAUGAUAUGAAUGCACACGUUGCAUGCAUAACUGUUGUUGCUUGUUGCAAGUUGUACAUUUUACCUGGCGUGUCAUGAUGUUUGUAAGGUGUAAAGUAUUCUGUUAAGCUAAUUCCAUUGGAUGUUGUCAUAUAAUGACUCCCGUACUGUCCCGUGCUCUAGUGACCUGCAGUAUGUGGGUGUUGAAGAUAUGUAUAGCAUACAGUGUUCUUCCAGUUAUGCACUUUGUCGGUGGUGGUAUUCGAGGGAAUUUGGGAUCUUUGCACAGAUGUAUGAGAAAAUGAAACUUUUGUUUUUUUUAAUGUACAGUAUGUUAUUAUAAAAAUGGGAAUGGAACUGGCUCAGAUUUAGUAUUGAUUGUUGGUGUUCUGUCAUAUGCUGUAUUUACAGGUUUUUAAAAUGGCUCUUUUUAGUGGAAGCGGUAAGGAACAAGAUUUGUUUUCCGGUCCGAGCCGCCAUUCACCGUCAUUGUGAGUAACACAGUGCUGUCAUGCUGUCGAACCUACACUGGAAAUGUUCGAACAAAUAUAUAAACAUUUCAGAAUUCU
Sebastes umbrosus (honeycomb rockfish) is the source of this 4205-nucleotide messenger RNA. RefSeq names its product semaphorin-3F-like. Gene Ontology annotation, biological process: semaphorin-plexin signaling pathway; neural crest cell migration; negative chemotaxis. NCBI's taxonomy places the organism in Eukaryota, Metazoa, Chordata, Actinopteri, Perciformes, Sebastidae. The record is from RefSeq and is a predicted model, not a curated record. Gene Ontology annotation, molecular function: chemorepellent activity; semaphorin receptor binding. The coding region runs from base 267 to 2528 and encodes 753 amino acids. The transcript is spliced from 18 exons.